AUGAUAAAAGGGAAAGAUGAAAACAAAAGUAAAGAAAAAAUUAGUUUGAGGGGUGAAAGAAAAACAGGUGAGAGAGAAAAAAAAAAAAAAAAAAAAAAAAAAAAGUCUCACUCAUCCUCGGCUUCGUCAAAUAGUGGAAAUUAUUAUUGUGAUAAUAAAAAUGAUAAUGGAAGUAACAGCGGAAUGAGGGAAACUAAUUCAAGAAAUAGAUCCUCACUCUCGUAUGAUGAAGAUAAAAGACGAAGUGAUAGAUUUCAUAAUGAUGAAAAAUUAAAAACAAAACAAAAAAGUGAAGCUUCAUCCAAACAUUCUUAUAAUAAUUAUUAUAGUGGUAGGAAUGCACAUGGAAGAAGCAAAAUCAACUCAGAUGAAGUAAAAAAGAUAAAAAGGAAAAAUGUAAAAAGAUCCUCAAGUUUUGAAAGUAAUAUUAACAGUAGAGGGAAAGGAAAUGUAAGAAGUUACAAUAGCUCAUACUCACAAGAGGAAAUGUUACAUCGGGGUAAUAAUAGUACUAGCGAAGAGGAAGAGAAGAGAAAAUAUUAUACGCAGAAUCGUUAUAGGCGUCGUGAUGAACGGAAUAGCAGCAAUGGCAAGGAAAAUGAUAAAAGAGUUAGGGUAAAGCAAGAGGAAAGAAAGAGAAAAACGACAAAAUGGACAGAAAAAACAUGCAAAACGGACGAAAUGAACGGAACGAACGAGACACACGAAAAGAACGAAACGGUCAAGGAAGGGGACACUAAUACAUUUGUGCCAAACAAUAAACAUAAUAUGUGCCAAGAAAGGUCUAACACAAAAAAGAGAAAAUAUGACAAAGAAGUAAAGGCAUGCUUUGAAGCCGAUGAAGGUAAUGAAAAAAAAAAAAAUGAAAAGGAAAGAAUAAAAUUAAAAGUCGAAAAAAAUUAUGAGAAGCAUAAGUCGUAUAGUAGCACGUCGGAUGAGGAGGAGAAGGAUGAAAACACAUCUUAUGAAAAAAUGAAAAAUCAGUCAAGGGUGGUAAAACAUAGACAUAAUAAGGAGAAUAUAGAAGAAAAGAACGAAAAAAAUAAGUGCGAGAAGAGAAUAUACGAGAUAAAGCAUAUUUAUAAAAAAGGGGAUGAACUUGUUCAGAAAAAAAGGAAACGACGUAAUGAGCCCAGUGAGGAAGAAAACAGAAAAUUGUGUUCACUCAGUAAAUCGAACGAUAAAAAAGAAGUAAGUAGAAGAAAGUCUAACCGUUCGGAAGAGAGUGCUGUAGGAAGCACAGUGAAAAGUAGAAGAGAACAGUAUAACGACGAAACAAAAAAUAUGAAAAGAAAAACUGAAUCAAAACGGUAUAGUAAUAAAGAACACCGAGAAGAUGCCAGUAGCAGAAGAAAUAGAGCAAUUUCUCGGUCAAUUUCUUCAAGUUUUCAUGGUAGAAAAGGAGUGGAUCUCCCAUUACAUAGAAAACGAAAUAUACAACGCGUGUCAUCUGAAUUAAGCGAAUAUAGUAUGAGAAGGAGAAAAGGGAAAAGUGACAACAUGGGGCAUGCACAUAUUAACAUGGUAAAUGAGGAAAAAGAGAAAUAUAGCAAAAGGUACAAGCGUAAAAGGAGUUCGAGUUAUGAAAGAGGAGGUAGGGUUCGUGAUAGAAGCAGCUCCAAUAGUAGCAUAAAUAGAAGUGGCGGUAGAAGUAGCAGUGUAGGUAGCAGUAAAAGAAGCAGCAUAAGGAGAAGUGCAAGUAGCAGCAUAAGGAGAAGUGCAAGUAGCAGCGUAAGGAGAAGUGCAAGUAGCAGCGUAAGGAGAAGUGCAAGUAGCAGCGUAAGGAGAAGUGCAAGUAGCAGCGUGAGUAGCAGUGCAAGUAGCAGCGUGAGUAGCAGUGCAAGUAGCAGCGUGAGUAGCAGUGCAAGUAGCAGCGUGAGCAGCAGUGCAAGUAGCAGCGUGAGUAGCAGUAUAAAAAGAAGUAUAAGCGGCAGCAUUAACAGAAGUGGAGAAGAAAGAGACCAUAGCUCAAAGAGCAAACGAAGAGAGAGAAAAAAAAAGGGGGGGGAAAAUAGAACAAAAACGAGAAUAAAUACGAGAGAAAAAGAUGAAUCAGAAGAAAAAUUGAAGCAGGGUAAGAGCAAAAAGGGAAGGCAGAAAAGAAGAGGAGAAGACGUAAAAGAAAGUCGAGGGAAGGAAGGAGUAAGAAAAACGCUUGAGAAAGGCAAGGAAGAGAAAAAGGAAUACGACCCGUUCGAGGAAGACGAAAAUGGGCAUCUUGAAAUUAAUGAAGAGUUAAUUGAAUAUGCAAAGAAAAAGAUAGCGAAUGUUACCACAGAAGAUAUAGGAAAGACAGGAGGAGUUUAUAUUCCUCCAUUUAAAUUAGAAAGAUUACAGAAUGAGGUUACAAAUAAGAAAAGUAGUUUAUAUCAAAAACAAGAAUGGAUAAAGUUAAAAAAGAAAAUCAACAAUAUUGUAAACAAAGUAAAUAUAGACAAUAUAGGAGAUAUAUGUUAUGAAUUAUUUGAAUGUAAUUUGAUAAGAGGAAAAGGAAUAUUUAGUCGAGCUAUAUUACAUGCUCAGUUAAGUUCUCCUGCAUUUACAAAUGUAUUUGCAUGUCUUUUAUGUAUAGUUAAUUCAAAAUUUCCAAAUAUUGGUUUAUUAACAAUUCAGAGGAUUAUUUUAUAUUUUCGUAGAGCAUAUAAAAGGAAUGAUAAAAUAUUAUGUUUUAAUAGCGUGAAAUUUAUAGCUCAUAUGAUUAAUCAAAGAAUGCUUCAUGAAAUAGUAGGUUUACAAUUAUGUUCUUUACUUUUACAAAAUAUAACAAAUGACUCUGUUCAGGUAUGCACUUACUUUUUAGCUGAAGUAGGUCAGCUAUUUAUGAACAUAUGCAGGCGAGGAUUAGAUAUUAUUUUUGAUCGAUUAAAAGAUAUAAUACAAGAAGGUAAAAUAAAUAUUAAAACUCAAUAUGAUAUUGAAAAGUUGUGGAAUCAUAGGAAAAAUUAUUUUAAUGAAUUCCCAACACUCAUCGACGAUUUAGAUUUAAUUGAUGAAGAUACAAAAAUUGUUCAUGAAAUAGAUCUACUUGAUGAAUCCUUUGAUAAUCAAGAGGAGUUAAAUAUAUUUAGGGAAGUGCCUUAUGAACAGUACGAAGAGGAAAACUUGGAGUGGGAAGACAUUUCAAACGAGCUAUUGCAUGGGGCUACUUCAACCAGUGGGAAGUACAAGAAGAGGGAAGGAAAAAAUAUAACAAAGGGAGGUCAUCCGGAGCGUAGUGAUACCGCCAGGGUUACUGCAGGCAGUAGCAGUGAUAGUAACAGAGGAAGGAGUAGCAGCGGAAGCAGCAGCACAGAUUCGGAAAUUGAUGACCCGAAUGAAGGAAGGAAAAGAGGUCACAGGGGUAGCGUUAGUAAUGCUAGGAGCAAUGGAAGCUGUGAUAGCAGCGAUAGGGAUGGUAGUGAUGAUACCAGUGAUGCUAGCAAUGAUACCAGUGGAAGUGAUCAUGGUGAAGGGAAUAAUGAGGAAAUCCACGAUAUGACCGAACAGUACCUUAUUAAUCUGCGUAAAAGUGUGUAUUUAUCAAUAAUGUCAUCGUUAAGUUUUGAAGAGUGUGUACAUAAAUUAUUAAAGCUAAAUAUAAAAGCUGGAUACGAAAUAGAAAUAUGUAAUAUGUUAAUUGAUUGUUGUUGCAUGGAAAAAACGUUUCAAAAGUUUUAUGCUCUACAAGCAGAAAGAUUAUGUAAACUUAAAAAAAUAUUUCAAGAAAAUUUUGAAAAAUGCUUUGAAAACUCGUAUAAUACAGCUCAUAGACUUGAGACAGCAAAAUUAAGAAACUGUUCCAAAUUUUUUGCUCAUUUAUUAUUUACUGAUGCUAUAUCAUGGAGUAGCUUUGUGAUCAUUAAGUUGACUGAAGAAGAUACUACAGCAUCAACGAGAAUAUUUAUUAAAAUUUUAUUACAAGAGUUGACUAAUAAUUUAGGGGUGCAAGAAUUUUAUCACAAGAUUAAUCAUCCAGCUAUAUCUCCCUUCCUAACUGGCUUAUUUCCAAACAACAAUGCGCAAAAUAUUAGGUUUUGUAUUAACUUUUUUACAGCCAUUGGUUUGGGUGUAUUAACAACAUCCAUGCGGAAUUUGCUGCUCAAGUGA
Molecule: messenger RNA, 4086 nt
Organism: Plasmodium malariae
Lineage: Eukaryota; Apicomplexa; Aconoidasida; Haemosporida; Plasmodiidae
Gene: CWC22
Product: pre-mRNA-splicing factor CWC22, putative
Exons: 1
Coding region: 1-4086 (1361 amino acids)
Biological process (GO): mRNA splicing, via spliceosome
Cellular component (GO): catalytic step 2 spliceosome
Molecular function (GO): RNA binding; protein binding
Source: RefSeq, a predicted model, not a curated record